Messenger RNA from Bursaphelenchus xylophilus (pine wood nematode), 249 nucleotides. Lineage: Eukaryota; Metazoa; Nematoda; Chromadorea; Rhabditida; Aphelenchoididae. The record is from the annotation of a GenBank genome assembly.
AUGAAAUUCUCGGCUCUGAUCUUUAUUGUGGCACUGGCUACGGUAUCCUCAUUACCGUAUCCCUAUGUCAAUCCUUAUCCGUAUUCUUAUGGAAGCUACAGCGAUUAUGGCUACAGUAAUUCGGCCGGUUACAAUGGUUUGGGAGGACUGUGGAGAGGGAACGAAGUUGGAAUGAUCGGGAAUCCAGACGGCAUAGCUGGGGCAUGGCUAAUUUGUGGAAGCUCCAAUUGUGGGAGGAAUGGAAAAUGA